GUUUUAUUAAAAUAGUUUACAGGUUUCUCUCGUGGGGCAAGGUACAUUUUCUGCAUUCUUGUUCUAAACUCUGUUCAGGAAGAAACUUGACUAGGCAACAGUUCGGCUCUGCACAAUAGAAAGAAAACGGAAUUAUCCCCAACCGUUUACAAAUUAAAACGUUAGGCUGUAGACUAGACCAUUUCCAGAACAUGUCUGAAAGCAAUGAUAUCGACGAGGGCUUUUACUCGCGACAGCUGUAAGUAUAGCCUACUGUCAUGCCCAAAGCAAACUAGAAUUUGACAAUUGACAUGCAUCUAGCAAGGUUAUCAUAGUUUUGUGUUUUUCUAUUAGUUUUUAUUUCUAUUAGUUUUUCUAUUUUUAUUUGAAAUUCAGUUUAUUUUCAGUUAGUAUAAAACAUAUUUCAAUUUCGUUUUUUAUCUUAUUUGGUUUCAGUUGUAGCCCUAACCUUAGCCCUAACCUUGACCACACUGCUAACCUUAUGCCUAACCCUAACCUUAAAUUAAGACCAAAAAGCGAAUUUUUGUAGGCAAUUCUGACUUUGUGACUGUGGAAUCUGACUUUGUGGCUGUGGUGUUUUUGGGAUGUCACUUCUUGCAACUGGGGGCAGUAAUACAUAAGGUGAUGGGUAAGGUCAUAGGUUAGGUUAGGUUUACACUUUAAAGUCGAUGUGACUUGGAUUUAAAAGGAAUAGUGCAGAGACUGGGUUCCCACUGGAUAACACAGCCACAAAGUCAAAAUUGGCUACAAAAAUGAGCUUUUUAGUCAUAAUUUAAGGUUAGGGUUAGGCAUGAGGUUAGCAGUGUAGUUAAUGUUAGGGUUAAAGGGAUACUUAGGGGUUUUGGCAAUGAGGCCCAUUAUCUACUUCCCCAGGGUCAGAUAAACUUGUGGAUACCAUUUUUAUCUCUCUGUGUCCAGUAUGAAGGAAGUUAGAGGUUAGAGGUACAGCGUAGUUUCGUGAGCCAAUGCUAACUAGCAUUAGCGCAAUGACUGAAAGUCUAUGGGUAUCUGUUAAUAGAAUGGGCGGUGUUUAGCCAUAAUUAUGACUGUGGCUAAGUGAACUAGUGACGACCCUGAGAAUGGUGCAAAAAAUAUGGUGGAAGGAAACUCUCUCACCCAUGUUUACACCAAUCCAAUGCUUUUUAACUUUAGUAACUUUAGUGGCGAUUUUGUACCUGUAGUGAUAGCUAGUGAUAAUGAUGCACAGGCCUAUUUGAAACAUUACCGUCUCCAGGCAGCACUUCCCCGCCAGAUUCAGACCCGAUACCCACAUCCAAAAAGCCUGAAAACCCCAUUGAAAACCCCAUUAGAUUUUUGCUCAAAGUUUAGAAAAAAAAUGAAACGGAACAUACAUUUAGUUAGUUUUGGAGUCUAAGGUAAUAGUUUCAAUAUAGUUAACGUUUUUGAAAAGGGUUUGUUCAUUAUUUUAUUUCAGUUCACCAAAAAAAAAUCAUGAUAAUUUUUUGUUUUAGUUUCAAGUUUACUAUAAUAACCUUGGCAUCUAGUAACAGUCUUGUCUUUUGGGCACUGUGUGGCAGGUAUGUGUUGGGUCAUGAGGCGAUGCGUCGCAUGGGGACAGCUAAUGUCCUCAUCGCAGGGAUGCGGGGUCUAGGGGUGGAGAUCGCCAAGAAUGUCAUCCUCUCCGGAGUGAAAUCCGUCACUGUGCAGGAUGAGGGACUGACUGAGUGGAUGGACCUCUCCUCACAGGUAGGCUACCUAUGUCAAAGAGUAACCCUGUUAUAUUGUAAUACUGUUCAAGGGUUCAAGAAAUGAUCAAAACAUUUACAAAAAGACUGUUAAAACAAACAAAACACUGAAAGAGACUAGUAGGCCUAAGCAGGCAUUCCUGCCAAAAUGACUUGGCACAGGUGGAGUUGAUGAAUUGAGUCUGUUCUGAGGGCAGAAGGGGGUGCACCCAGUGGUGGUCGGUGCCGUUUAAAUGAGGGAAGAUUUUUUUUAUUUGUAUUUCUAUUACAGCAUAUUGGAUGACUGUCAUUCAUAUUCCAUUCACCCAGCUUAAUUUAACAUCGAUAGGUUUAGGCUACUAUACGAUACUCACAUUUUCCCUGUAUCCAUCAUGAGGUUGCUACAACCUAGCCUAUGAAUGAAAGUUUACAACGUAGGUGCACAGGUUGAGAGAAUUUUGAGUAAUCAAGGUGACAGACAGUGACACAUACAAACAGCUUGUUGUAUAAAUAAUUCCUUCUCGCAUCUAUCUACGCGUUCUCCUCCUCUCACCUUUUCCCUUCACUUUUGCACUUCAGUGCACAACACAUCAGCUGUGUUUGAGUCAACUACUCACUACAUUUUAUGCACUGCAGUGCUAGCUAGCUGUAGGUUGAUUGAUUGAUUGAAUUUAUUUGACAAUUUGUAAAAUACAUACAUAAGGGUGCUCCAGCCGGUGACGCCUCCACAUACAAUUUAAGAAAAUCAUCAAGGAUAACACAAUAAAGCUUAACAGCUUAUUUCCAUUGUGCUCCUUUUGAAGAGGGAAGGGGGAACGGGGAAUGCAACAAGGUUAGGUGGUAAUUGUAAUGGCAGCAGACAAUGACAGACAAAAUGUGUUGUUUGUUUCAUAACAUGAGAUAAUUAGUACAAUUUUCUUUCCUAAUACACAACUAUGGACAGGUACAUCUCCCUUGUCUCACAUACCCUUAAUAUAUAAAACAAUCAAUACCUAAAAUAUACAAGACAAUCACCAUAUAAUAAACAACAGGCACCAAAAGGCAGACCAUAUGCUAUCCCGGGUAUUUCCUUCUCAGGCACGUACUAUAAUCUCACUUUUGAGACAUGCUACUAUUUAGCCAUUUUUUCAUUGAGAACUUGAAACUACCUAUGGCAGUUAUAAGUUUCAAAUUCUUCUGAAGACUAUUCCAAAGAAUGGCAGCUGAGUAUAAAAAAGUGUAUUUCCCCAUACCACUUUUAAAUCUAAAAGGAACAAUGUCAGUUUCCCUCCUUCUAGUGGAAUAGUUAUGGUUAUCCCUUACUAAGUUAAAGUAGUUUCAUAGGUACCUGGGGACCAUACUGUGGACAAUCUUAUGUACAAGACACAAUUUAAUCUGAGCGACUCUCUCCUUCACUUUGAGCCAUCUAAGGCUUUCAAAGUGGGAAUAGUCAAGAUGCGUAAGUGCUGGAAGUUUAAGAAUAAUCCUGACUAAUUUGUUCUGAGAUGUCUGCAAUUUAUUUGUUAUUAUCUUGGGGGCACUAUUGUACCAGGAAGAGCAUUCAUAGUCAAUGUCGCACUGAACAAGAGCCCCUGCCAAUGUCCCCAUUGCAUUCUUAUCCAGAUAUUUGGAGGUUCUUGCCAGAAACCUAAUUUUAUGGUUCACUUUGGAGAUAACAUUUUGUGCCAUGCUCUCCCCUGUCAGAUGGUUAUCUAGCACACAUCCAAGAUACUUAACAGAGUAUUUUGCUUCGACUACUAUGUCACCUACUACCACCUUAAAAUCAGGGGAUUUCCUCAGUUUCACCUCGGACCCGAACAAGAUGGACUCUGUUUUUCCAAGGUGAAGUGACAGCUUAUUGUCAUAUAACCAUUUACUGACAUUCACAAGUUCAGCACCGAGGGCUUUCUCAACCACUUUUUUGGCUUUGUGGGAAACCAACAGUGCAGAAUCAUCUGCAUAUAGGAAAAUAGCUUAUGCUUUCAGUACUAGAUUCAUUCUCUGAUCGUUUGACUGGGUGGAGAACAUGUCAGUUCAUGCUGAAAGAGCUCUGAUAGGUUGGAGGACGUCCUCCGGAAGUUGUCAUAAUUACAGUGUAAGUCUAUGGAAGGGGGUGAGAACCAUGAGCCUCCCGGGUUUUGUAUUGAAGUCAAUGUACCCAGAUGAGGACAGAAGCUAGCUGUCACCAUGGUGCUACCCCACUGAGUGAUGCUGAGGCUACUGUAGACCUUCAUUGCAAAACAGUGUGUUUUAAUCAAUUAUUUGGUGAUGUGAAUAUAUUUAGUAUAGUUUUAUCUAAAAAGGAUAACUUUUGUAUUGUUUCACUAUUUUUAUUUUUAUGAAAUGCACUGAGGAGGAUGGUCCUCCCCUUCCUCCUAUGAGGAGCCUCCACUGGGUGCAAUUCAAUAUUAGGAAGGUGUUCCUAAUGUUUUGUACACUCAGUGUAUAGGAUCUCCUCCAUGGCCACACCUUGGAACAUACCAAUGUAGCCCACAAUCUAGGGGGACAAAUUUAUUUACAAUCAGUAAAAUUAUAUAAACUGGCGAAACACCAUAAUACAUUCACAAUAAUGUCUAAAGCAGACAUUGAUUAGGAUAAACAUUAUUUGAACAUAAACUCAGCAAAAAAAAGUAACGUCCUCUCACUGUCAACUGCAUUUAUUUUCAGCAAACUUAACAUGUGUAAAUAUUUGUAUGAACAUAACAAGAUUCAACAACUGAGACAUAAACUGAACAAGUUCCACAGACAUGUGACUAACAGAAAUGGAAUAAUGUGUCCCUGAACAAAGGGGGGGGGGGGGUCAAAAUCAAAAGCAACAGUCAGUAUCUGGUGUGGCCACCAGCUGCUUUAAGUACUGCAGUGCAUCUCCUCCUCAUGGACUGCACCAGAUUUGCCAGGUCUUGCUGUGAGAUGUUACCAAGGCACCUGCAAAUUCCCAGACAUUCCUGGGGGGAAAGGUCCCAGACGUUCUCAAUGGGAUUGAGAUCCGGUAUCUUCACUGGCCAUGGCAGAACACUGACAUUCCUGUCUUGCAGGAAAUCCCGCACAGAAUGAGCAGUAUGGCUGGUGGCAUUGUCAUGCUGGAGGGUCAUGUCAGGAUGAGCCUGCAGGAAGGGUACCACAUGAGGGAGGAGGAUGUCUUCCCUGUAACGAACAGCAUUGAGAUUGCCUGCAAUGACAACAAGCUCAGUCCGAUGUUGCUGUGACACACCGCCCCAGACCAUGACGGACCCCGCGACUCGUCAGUGAAGAGCACUUUUUGCCAGUCCUGUCUGGUCCAGCGAUGGUGGGUUUGUGCCCAUAGGCGACGUUGUUGCCGGUGAUGUCUGUUGAGGACCAGCCUUACAACAGGCCUAGAAGCCCUCAGUCCAGCCUCUCUCAGCCUAUUGCGGACAGUCUGAGCACUGAUGGAGGGAUUGUGCGUUCCUGGUGUAAGGUGGGCAGUUGUUGUUGCCAUCCUGUACCUGUCCCGCAGGUGUGAUGUUCGGAUAUACCUGUGCAGGUGUUGUUACACAUGGUCUGCCACUGCGAGGACAAUCAGCUGUCUGUCCUGUCUCCCUGUAGCGCUGUCUUAGGCGUCUCACAGUACGGACAUUGCAAUGUAUUGCCCUGGCCACAUCUGCAGUCCUCAUGCCUCCUAGCAGCAUGCCUAAGGCACGUUCACGCAGAUGAGCAGGGACCCUGGGCAUCUUUCUUUUGGUGUUUUUCAGAGUCAGUAGAAAGGCCUCUUUAGUGUCCUAAGUUUUCAUAACUGUGACCUUAAUUGUAAGCUGUUAGUGUCUUAACGACCGUUCCACAGGUGCAUGUUCAUUAUUUGUUUAUGGUUCAUUGAACAAGCAUGGGAAACAGUGUUAAAACCCUUUACAAUAAUGAUCUGUGAAGUUAUUUGGAUUUUUGCAAAUUAUCUUUGAAAGACAGGGUCCUGAAAAAGGGACGUUUCUUUAAAAAAAAUAUAUAUAUAUAUAUAUAUACAGUGGGGAAAAAAAGUAUUUAGUCAGCCACCAAUUGUGCAAGUUCUCCCACUUAAAAAGAUGAGAGAGGCCUGUCAUUUUCAUCAUAGGUACACGUCAACUAUGAUAGACAAAUUGAGAAAAAAAAUUCCAGAAAAUCCCAUUGUAGGAUUUUUAAUGAAUUUAUUUGCAAAUUAUGGUGGAAAAUAAGUAUUUGGUCACCUACAAACAAGCAAGAUUUCUGGCUCUCACAGACCUGUAACUUCUUCUUUAAGAUGCUCCUCUGUCCUCCACUCAUUACCUGUAUUAAUGGCACCUGUUUGAACUUGUUAUCAGUAUAAAAGACACCUGUCCACAACCUCAAACAGUCACACUCCAAACUCCACAAUGGCCAAGACCAAAGAGCUGUCAAAGGACACCAAAAACAAAAUUGUAGACCUGCACCAGGCUGGGAAGACUGAAUCUGCAAUAGGUAAGCAGCUUGGUUUGAAGAAAUCAACUGUGGGAGCAAUUAUUAGGAAAUGGAAGACAUACAAGACCACUGAUAAUCUCCCUCGAUCUGGGGCUCCACGCAAGAUCUCACCCCGUGGGGUCAAAAUGAUCACAAGAACGGUGAGCAAAAAUCCCAGAACCACACGGGGGGACCUAGUGAAUGACCUGCAGAGAGCUGGGACCAAAGUAACAAAGCCUACCAUCAGUAACACACUACGCCGCCAGGGACUCAAAUCCUGCAGUGCGAGACGUGUCCCCCUGCUUAAGCCAGUACAUGUCCAGGCCCGUCUGAAGUGCAUUUGGAUGAUCCAGAAGAGGAUUGGGAGAAUGUCAUAUGGUCAGAUGAAACCAAAAUAUAACUUUUUGGUAAAAACUCAACUCGUCAUGUUUGGAGGACAAAGAAUGCUGAGUUGCAUCCAAAGAACACCAUACCUACUGUGAAGCAUGGGGUUGGAAACAUCAUGCUUUGGGGCUGUUUUUCUGCAAAGGGACCAGGACGACUGAUCCAUGUAAAGGAAAGAAUGAAUGGGGCCAUGUAUUGUGAGAUUUUGAGUGAAACCCUCCUUCCAUCAGCAAGGGCAUUGAAGAUGAAACGUGGCUGGGUCUUUCAGCAUGACAAUGAUCCCAAACACACCGCCCGGGCAACGAAGGAGUGGCUUCGUAAGAAGCAUUUAAAGGUCCUGGAGUGGCCUAGCCAGUCUCCAGAUCUCAACCCCAUAGAAAAUCUUUGGAGGGAGUUGAAAGUCUGUGUUGCCCAGCGACAGCCCCAAAACAUCACUGCUCUAGAGGAGAUCUGCAUGGAGGAAUGGGCCAAAAUAGCCGCAACAAUGUGUGAAAACCUUGUGAAGACUUACAGAAAACGUUUGACCUGUGUCAUUGCCAACAAAGGGUAUAUAACAAAGUAUUGAGAAAUGUUUGUUAUUGACCAAAUACUUAUUUUCCACCAUCAUAUGCCAAUAAAUUCAUAAAAAAUCCUACAAUGUGAUUUUCUGGAUUUUUUUUCCUCAUUUUGUCUGUCAAAGUUGACGUGUACCUAUGAUGAAAAUUACAGGCCUCUCUCAUCUUUUUAAGUGGGAGAACUUGCACAAUUGGUGGCUGACUAAAUACUUUUUUUCCCCACUGUAUAUAUAUAUAUAUAUAUAUAUAUAUGCAAAAACCUACAGUGUCGAAUAGAAAUGAAGUGAUUGAAGUGUUUCCAAUACCCAUUCAAUUGGCAACAGCCUGUAUGCCCUCCCACCUAUCUGUUUCACGGAUCGAAUGCAAGAAUCUACUCAUAUUUGCCAAAUUCUAAGAAUUCUCAUGUGCCAUGGUGAAAUUUGCACUCUUGUAGAUCUGAAAUAAUUGGAUGGUGAAACUUGCAUCCAGCCAACCAGAAGGGGAAGCAAGGCGAAGCAAUUCAUGCAUGGUUACAUUAAGACAUCAUGGCGCUAGCGCAAGAUAUAGGUCCUGAACAGCUAAUCAUGGCUACACGGACUAUUUGCACUGCCCCCCAACCCCACCCCAUCCCCCUCUUUUACGCUGCUGCUACUCUGUUUAUUAUUUAUGCAUUUAACUCUACCCACAUGUACUUAUUACCUCAAAUACCUCGACUAGCUGGUGCCCCCACACAUUGACUCUGUACCGGUACCCCCCUGUAUAUAGCCUCCCUACUGUUAUUUUAUUUUACUGCUGCUCAUUAGUUAUUUGCUUUUUUUUUUUUUUAUUAACACUUUUUUUUUUUUUUUACUGCAUUGUUGGUUAAGGGCUUGUAAGUAAGCAUUUCACUGUAAUGUCUACACCUGUUGUAUUCGGCACAUGUGGCAAAUAACAUUUGAUUUGAUUUGUGGUCAGAAAAGCAGCCUUUAUGGAAUGGCAACAAAGGAGCUGAUUGGCUGACACUGCCAUUCCAAAACGGCUGCUGUGGCUACUGCUAGCUAGCAUGAGGACGAAAAGGGCAGUUUCCCAGGAUAAAUUGAAAUAUUUCAAUCUUCUCAAUGUAUCAGUGUGGAUAAAGGUAACAUUUGGAGUACAGUGGCAUAUCCCAUCCCUGCAUUGAGGUACGUUUUCCAACCCAUAUCUUGUGCCGGCUCCACAGUGUCUUAAUGUAACCAUGAUUGCCUUCCGACCCCAGUGCAUCUCAGUGUAAACAAGUGCAACGGUAGGGUCAGUAUCUUCUGGCAAGGCAUUAUUGAAUAUCAGGACAAUCCUUGUCCUGCAAAUAAACAUUCUUUUUAUAGUUGACAUUUUUUAUUUUGCAAGCAGUAGUCAUUAAGAAUUAGCAUAAAUGUGGAUUGGAGCAUUAUAGUUACGUGAUGACAUCACGUGCCCCGCAUACUUUCAAAAUUAUUUGCAAAUCAUUAUUAAUUUAUUUGUUAAAACAGUUUCCAUCAUCAUUUGUCGCAAUAAAGUUAGACAAAAGAAAAAUCCAUAAAAAUGUCUCCUAUAUCUGCCGCUUUUGUCGAAUCAACCUAAGUCAAUAGAAACCUGCCUAAUGAUCAGUGUUGCCAACUUAGCGACUUUGUCGCUAUAUUUAGUGAGUUUUCAGACCCCUCUAGCGACACAUUUUCAAAAAAAGCGACUAGCAACAAAUCUAGCGACUUUUUCUGGUGUUAUUGGAGACUCUGACGUGAAAGCACGUAUCGUUCUUACUCUUCUCAACGAGCAGCUGGUGCUUUGUUACCCCCGUCCCAAAGCACUCACAGGCGGCCCAGUCCUCGUGCAGCAGUCCCUCCCAGCUGCAGUCCCUCCCAGCUGCAGUCAGAGCAGGAGAUGUUCACCCCUCCGCGUCCAGACUGCAAAUGAAUCGCGCAUGCGGGAAGCCGCCGCUGGCUGAUCCCGCCCUGACUUACAUUCAGGGUGGGAUGUAAAUGUAGGGUGUUUUUUACUCACUUUUUGUCUCUCCCACGACGUUAUUCCUCUCUCCUAAAGCGCCCAUCACAAUUACAUGCACAUGGCAAAUUAUGCAAAUUAUGUGAUGACGUCAUUUAGUGACUUUUAGGACAGCCAAUAGCUACUUUCCUUACAGAGGAGUUGGCUACACUGCUAAUGAUUCAUACUUAAUUUGAAGAUGGAACAUGGACAGUAAAAUGUGUGCAACUAUUUAGAGGGAGCAAUCCACGUUAGGCUGUCUCCAUCACACUGCCAUCUCUGUAACUUUUUAGCACCUGAUAUUACAGGGAGGAAAUAGGAAUACAGGGGCGUAUAACAUUCUGAAAAUGUUAACUCAGAUCAGAUGUUAUUUUGUCGAACUACUCCUGAACCCCAAUGUUUCCCCUCCAGUUUUUCCUGCUACCGUCUCACCUUGGUCAGAACCGAGCCCUGAGUUCCCAACCUCAGCUGUCUGCCCUUAACCCCCAUGUCCAUGUGUCUGCCCAAACUGGGCCACUGAAGGAGUCCCUGCUGCAACAAUUCCAGGUAGGGCUGAACCCUGAAUCCUGCCUUGAGUUUACCCACUCUCUCUCUUGACUAGCCAUACAGGGUACAGAUAGGGUUGCAAAAAUCUGGUAACGUUCGCAAAAUUCCCUGGUUUUCCAGAAAACCCGGUUGGAAGAUUGCCGGAUCAGGAGGGAAUAGGCAGGAAAUCCCGGAAUCUCCAAACAGGAUUUCUGGAAAACCUGGGAAUUUUCAGGAAACUGACCAGAUUUUUUCAACCCUAGGUACAGCAGUAACAUUAAAGGUGAGAACUUAUCUUAUUUGUUUUCCCAGGUGGUGGUGCUGACUGACUCCUCUCUGGAUGACCAGCAGCGUUUUGGGACGUUUUGUCAUUCAAAUGGUAUCAAGUUAAUUGUGGCUGAUACCAAAGGACUUUGUGGGUGAGGAGGGUGACACACCAUCUCUACUUUAACCAAUAAUAACCUCUCCUAUAAGAGUCCUCCUCCAUAGUAGAUAUGAGUGAUGCAUAGCUGUUUCAGUUCCCCAAUGGUUAUUUUUUUAAUUCUAUUGCAGUCAGUUAUUCUGUGACUUUGGGGAGGAGUUUGAGGUCUUGGACACUGAUGGGGAGACACCUGGAUCAGCCAUGAUAGAUCAUAUCACCAAGGUAUUUAAUGCUUUCCUUAACUAUUGAAGAUGGUGGCAUUUGCAUGUUAUACCUGUGCAUACAGUAUGUCAGUGGACAACAUCAUAGAGCAAAGAAACACUAUUAUACAUUCUUCUCUCGCAUCUGUAGGCUGAUCCUGGAGUGGUCACGUGCAUUGAACAGAGGCAUGGCUUUGUAAAUGGCAGCAGUGUGUCCCUCUCUGAAGUGUAUGGCAUGACAGAGCUCAAUAGCUAUGGACCAGUGGACAUCAAAUUCCUGAGUGAGUUCUUAUUCACAGGGGAAAAACAUCCGAAAUGUUUAGAACAAGAAUGCAGAAAAUGUACUUUGCCCCAUAAGUGCCACCUGUAAAACUUGUUUAGUAUAAAGAUACUUCCACUUUCGUUUCUCUAGAAAUUACAUCUCCUUUUUUAAUAUUAUAUAAUUGUUGAAAUAUGAGGCAUAUCUAAGCUACUUUAAAUAUGUUUUUAAAUACAUGACAGGAAAUGGCAUGACAGUGGUGGUGAUGACAUUUAAUAUGGACAAAAUGUAAAUUAAUAUGAUGAUUCAUACACUAUGAUGUGUGUGUAAAUUGUGACAUGUUCUUUCAUUGCCAGGCCCUGAUUCCUUCAGUAUUUGUGACACCUCAAGCUUUUCUGAGUAUGAGAAAGGCGGUGUAGCAACUGAGGUCAAAAAGUCUAAAAUACUAACAUUUGUAAGUAUUAUUGCAUAAUUUUAUCAAAUGAAUUAUGUUCGGCUAGGCAUUAAUCUAUCCCAAGAAUAAUAUUCGGAUAUUUGCUGUAUCAUAUGGAAAGCCAACCUUAACCAAUAUGGCUUUCAAUGACAUUGCACUCAGUUCACUAUGCUUACUUUAUGCCUAUACUUGCCGUACUUGUUACAGAAACCCCUGGACGAGGCCUUGGUUGACCCUGAGUUACUAGUAAUGACUGACUAUGGGAAGAUGAGGAAGCACCAGACACUGCACCUGGCCUUCCAAGCCCUGCAUGGCUUUGUGAAGAGAGUGGGACGACUGCCUAAGCCCAGGUCCCAGGUCAGUGACAGACAAUACAAAAUAACAUUACUUUUUCUGGUAUGGAACAUUCAUGUAUUGGUAGAAGAAAUCUUAUGACAUCAUAAUGUAUUUGCCUGUCUCACCACAUUUUGUGAUGUUCAGUAGGCUAAGAAAGCAUCUUUAGAAUCUGUGAAAUAUAUUUGAACCAGUAGCUCAAGUUGGAUAGAAUCCCUAAAGAAACUGGUCAUGCUCUGUCUUACUAUGGAGCCGGCUGCCCAUCCAUCCCCUACAGUCGGAUGCUGAGCAACUGGUAGCCAUGGUGACAAAGAUGAAUAUGGUGUCCCAGCUGGAUGAGUUAGAUGAAGGUGUGGUGCAGAGUCUGUCCUUCACUGCCUGUGGUGACCUGGCCCCUGUUAACGCCUUCAUCGGAGGGCUGGCCGCCCAAGAAGUCAUGAAGGUGAGGUCAACAGUCAUAGGUAUUCAACACAUUUAGGCACUAAAGAAAUAUGAAGGGCUUGCAGUCCCAAUAAUUCAAAGCUGCCCUAUGAUCUCCUAGGCAAGCCCCUCGGUAGAAUAAUGCAUUUAUAACACCUUUACAAGCAGACUGCUACGGUUUCUGUACUCCUGAAAGCACUGCCAGGGAUAGUGAAGUGCCUGUGAUGUGUUGUAUGGUUCAUACUGUUGAUAUGUUUGCCUGUGUGACUGAUGUUCAUAUUUGGCGUCCCUAUAGGCUUGCACUGGGAAGUUCACCCCUCUUCAGCAGUGGCUAUACUUUGAUGCACUGGAGUGCCUUCCUGAGGACAACGGUGGAGAGGGAGAGCAACUGACAGAGAGCACAUGUUCACCAGUAAGAUUUGAAUACAUAAUAUAAUAUAUUAAAAUAUGAAUAUCAGCAAAUAUAUAUUAAAAUAAACUAAUAUAUAAUAUCAGCCAAUAGCUAGCUAUCGAUAACUAUCCACCCCCCCAUAAAGAAUCAUUCAUGUAGCCUUAGGAAGCCAUGUUUUAUUUGUCAGGAAAAUUAUCCAUUGGCAUGUGUUGGUGGAUAUUUUUUCCCUGCCUGGCUGCACUCACCACUGCUCUACUGUCUCUGUUGCAGAGAGGCUCCCGGUAUGACGGGCAGACUGCUGUGUUUGGAUCAGGCUUCCAGGAGAGGCUUGGUGAACAGAAGUAUUUCCUUGUGAGAAGUAGUUCCUUGUCUUCUCAUCUCUCACCAGCAGGGGGUGCCCUCUGCAUGGCCAAACAGGCCGCAGCGUCAUUCUUUCCCUCUGGUCACGCCUGCUAGUGUUGAUAAUGACACAUGCAGGAAACGGCUGUUAUUCAGGUGGCAUUUCCUGUUAGCGUUUGGUCCUGCCAAGCCCUCACUCACCAGGCUUCCUUUGCAAGUGUUAUGCUAGCUUUUAUUUGUUUGUGUGUGUGCGUGUGAGUUUGUGCAUGUGUUAUUGCACUCUCACCAGUUCUGUUUCCACCAGAGAGUGUUGGAUUGAAAGUCUCAAUACCCUCUGAUAUGCAAAAAAUGGCAUGGCAUAUACUAUGACAAAUGUGUUGAUGAAGUGAUAUUUAUACAGUAGAUGAAUGCAGCUUGGGGUGAAUUGAUUUGUUCUAUUUUAUUUGUUUUCUAACAUGUCUUCUGUCAUAAUGUGUCAUUAGGUUGGGGCUGGCGCUAUAGGUUGUGAACUUCUCAAGAAUUUUGCUCUGAUUGGCCUGGGUGCCGGAGAGGGUGGGCACAUCACUGUGACCGACAUGGACUCCAUAGAGAGGUCCAAUCUAAACCGACAAUUUCUCUUCAGGUCUCAAGAUAUUGGGGUAAGAGAGAAGCAAUUCUAAAGACAAACACAAUUCUCAAAAUGCUUACUAGAUAUUGAAAUUCACAGAUGCCUUUUAUGUUGUAGAAUUAUUUUUAUUCAUUUUCAACACAUUUUCCUUUUUAAGAUGGAACUGAUCAUUUAUUUGUGACAAAGUCAUUAUUAAUGACAAAUGCAGUGAAGGAGAGACAGAAAGUAUAAUUUAUAUUGAGUGUGUUUCUCUGUUAAUCAUGAAAACAAGUUUGUACAGAUUUGCUAACAUUUAAGUCAUCCAGAGCGACUUACAGGAGCAAUUAGGGUUAAGUGCCUUGCUCAAGGGCACAUCAACAGAUUUUUCACCUAGUCAGCUCUGGGUUUAGAACCAGCGACCUUUCGGUUACUGGCACAACGCUCUUAACCACUAAGCUACCUGCCGCCCCAGCUGCAACCAUACAAAAGAGAAAUAGAUAUUAAUCUGACUCACAGGCAAGAGAUCACAGUUUUCUAGAACAUACAGAGGGAAACCUUGCACUACAGGUUACAUCAUCCCAGCGUUUUUCAGCUCCAAAAUUAAACCACAAACAGUCUUGGUUGCCUUGGUAGUUGUCCAGCUGUCCUUUGCUCCAGUUGGUAAACUCAAAUCUGGACCCAUCACUCCAGAGCCAUAUGCCUUCCUGAGCAAGAUCAUAACCUCCAAUCCAGGUGCGAGGAAAUCCCCCAGUUUGUAUCAUCACCAUCUCCUGUAUGAAAUGUUAUUCUGCUGUGCUGUGGACGGAUGCCAGGUUGGCUCCCUGAUACACACAGAACUGCUCAGACUCGGCCCAUGUCCUUUCAGUGCUGAUGUACCUGAAGCAGCGGGAUCCGUAUUUGGAACAGCCAGAGGGACAUCCGCUCCUGCCAUCUGUCCCCUCCACCCUCUCCCCUGUUCCCUGAAAAGCCUCCAGAUACAAGCCCUGCUCUCCAUCCAUCUCUACUGAGGGCUCCAGAGUUUCCAGGUCAUUCACAUCAGCCGGAUCCUGAACAGAAUACAUUUCCUCAAACAUCUGGAGACCUGGGCUCUGUUCAGUGCUGUUACUCUCACCACCCAUCUCCUGCAUAUGAGGAAUACAUUCACCAUUGAUCUCCGGUAUGGGUUCAAAAGCAGGGAGCUGGUCCAGGUUGGCCUCCAUCAAGGACUUUGUAUCGCCCAGUGCAAAGGCACCACUUAGAAGCAGAAGGUUGGUCAUUAUCGCCAUAGUUACAGUUUCCUGAUAGAGUGUUUCACAGGUAGUUUCUGUAGGUUCUGUUCAGAUGGAGAAAGAGGAACACUUUUUUACAGGUAGGAAACAACUGCCAAUUCCCAACAAUUAUUAACUACUUAUCCUGAUAAGUUUCUCAACAAUUGUUAACUAUAUGUGCAGUAGUUAUCCUGAUACGUUUCUUACAGAUUCCCUUAAUAAUUGAUAAAUGCACAAAACGACAAGUUUAUAUCUUACUUCCUGUUCAUAUCACGUUUGACACCAUCAUCCAUAAACAGGAGGAUAUAUUGCAGAUGGUUCUAUUAUGUUUCAGUUUUUUCAUUCUGCCAGACGUGAUGUGAGCUGGCAUUUGCCCCAGCACUUUUCAAUCACUUUUGAUCAAGUUAACCAAAACAUAUUGACACAAAAGCGUUGAAAAGAGGGACAAACUACUGUUUUUUAGACAUACAUGUCUCAUGAUUAGUCAACUCGCUCACAAGUAAUCUGUGCUUCACAUCGGGGUGCUACAGGUGAUGUGUGUGUGUGUGUCUUGAUCAAUCACAUUCACAAAACAACAUGUUUAUCUACUUCCAGUUCAUAUCACAUUUUCAUUAUCAUCCAUAAACAGGGAUAUAUUGCUGAUUGGGCAGGUUGUAAAGCGUGAUCCUAUUAUAUUUAGUUUUUUCUGCCCAGUCAGCCAAGUCAAGACGAAUUAAAUGAGAAAAACACACACACGCAUGCACACACUCACACUCACAUCCAACCUUACACACCCCCAAUGGUGAAAACGCACAUUUCUAUCUGCGCUGAAUCUGAACAUAGUUAGGACAUAUUGUGCUUAGGAAAAAUUGUGACCAGCAAACUUUUGAUAUAACUAAAUGGCUGUGAGCCAAACCUAAUGUAUGUAACCGUAUGCCACAGUCAUGGUGAUUUAGGUGUCCUUUCCACUGCAUUUGAAUGUGGCCGAGUGCUUGCCAUUGGCUUUCUUACCAUCUUCCAGAUGUCUCUCAGAAGUAGAAAUAUACAUGAUACUUCUGUAUCAGACCCAUCUAUGAUGAGUUAAUGUAUAUCCCGAUUUCCUUUGCCGCUUGUGUAAAUAUUUGGGUUUCCCUUCCCCUCAGUUUUCUCUACUUUCUUUGUCACCUACAGUCCCAGUUCCCACCAUUGCCACUAAUUUUCUCGCUUUCUGCCUUCAGUGUUUUAUUGUUUUAGUGUUUCUGUGUUUUAGUGUUUCUGUGUUUUAGUGUUUUAGUGUUUCUGUGUUUUAGUGUUUCUGUGUUUUAGUGUUUCUAUGUUUUAGUGUUUCUGUGUUUUAGUGUUUCUGUGUUUUAGUGUUUCUAUGUUUUAGUGUUUCUAUGUUUUUGUGUUUCUGUGUUUUUGUGUUUCUAUGUUUUAGUGUUUCUAUGUUUUAGUGUUUCUGUGUUUUAGUGUUUCUGUGUUUUAGUGUUUCUGUGUUUUAAUGUUUUAGUGUUUCUGUGUUUUAGUGUUUCUGUGUUUUAAUGUUUUAGUGUUUCUGUGUUUUAAUGUUUUAGUGUUUCUGUGUUUUAAUGUUUCAGUGUUUUAGUGUUUCUGUGUUUUAGUGUUUCUAUGUUUUAGUGUUUUAGUGUUUCUGUGUUUUAGUGUUUCUGUGUUUUAGUGUUUCUAUGUUUUAGUGUUUUAAUGUUUUAGUGUUUUAGUGUUUCAGUGUUUUAGUGUUUCUGUGUUUUAGUGUUUCUGUGUUUUAGUGUUUCUAUGUUUUAGUGUUUCUGUGUUUUAGUGUUUCUGUGUUUUAGUGUUUCUAUGUUUUAGUGUUUCUGUGUUUUAGUGUUUAUGUGUUUCCUCUUCAGGUUACUCUUUGUAUUCCACCUAUACUUUGAGUAAGUCAUGGGGGAAAGAGGGGAAGUUAAUCAAGAGAGACUGAUUUCCCCUUCACUCACCGACCUCCUCCUCUUCCUCUCCUUUCACAGAGACAGAAGUCGGAGGUAGCAGCCCAGGCGGUCAGGGUCAUGAACCCCAACAUGAACAUCACAGCCCACCAGAACCGCCUGGACCCAGACAGUGAGCAGGUCUAUGGGCACAAUUUCUUCAUGGGCCUGGAUGGAGUGGCUGCAGCUCUGGACAACGUGGAAGCCAGUCAGUACAUUUACAUUUACAUUUACAUCAUUUAUCAGACAAAAUGGAAAGAGAGCCUGUGACGCGGCUUCCUCUUUUGGAGGUUAACAGGGCGACAAAAUUAAUGAGAAAAACACACACACACCUUAACCCCUCCUCCACAUUUACUGGAUUGGUUGAACAGUGCAGAAGAGAACCUCCCCCGACAGUUUUUUUCUUCUGGUGAAGACCAGUAUGUAUGGGAUCUAUACUGAACAAAAAUAUAAACGCAACAUGUAAAUUGUUGGUCCCAUGUUUCAUGAGCUGAAAUAAAAGAUCCCAGAAAUGUUUCAUAGGUACAAAAAGCUUAUUUCUCUCAAAUGUUGUGCACAAAUUUGUUUACAUCCCUGUUAGUGAGCAUUUCUCCUUUGCCAAGAUAAUCCAUCCACCUGACCUGUGUGGCAUAUCAAGAAGCUGAUUAAACAGCAUGAUCAUUACACAGGUGCACCUUGUGCUGGGAACAAUAAAAGGCCACUCUAAAAUGUUUUGAGAGAGCGUGCAAUUGGCAUGCUGACUGCAGGAAUGUCCACCAGAGCUGUUGCCAGAGAAUUGAAUGUUCAUUUCUCUACCAUAAGCUGUUUCCAACGUCGUUUUAGAGAAUUUGGCAGUACGUCCAACGGGCCUCACAACCGCAGACCACGUGUAACCACACCAGCCCAGGACCUCCACAUCCGGCUUCUUCACCUGCGGGUUCAUCUGAGACCAGCCACCAGACUGCUGAUGAAACUGGGUUUGCACAACCAAAGAAUUUCUGCACAAACUGUCAGAAACCGUCUUAGGGAAGCUCAUCUGCGUACUCGUAAUCCUCACCAGUCUUGACCUGACUGCAGUUCGGCGUCGUAACCAACUUCAGUGGGAAAAUGCUCACCUUCGAUGACCACUGGCACACUGGAGAAGUGUCCUCUUCACGGAUUAAUCAUGGUUUCAACUGUACCGAGCAGAUGGUAGACAGCGUGUAUGGCGUCGUGUGGGCGAGCGGUUUGCUGAUGUCAAUGUUGUGAACAGAGCGCAGUGGCAGUGGGGUUAGGGUACUGGGCAGGCAUUAAGUAACGGAUAACGAACACAAUUUCAUUUUAUCGAUGGCAAUUUGAAUGCACAGAGAGCAUGUUUGGGAUGCUCUGGAUCAACAUGUACGACAGCGUGUUCCAGUUCCCGCCAAUAUACUUGAAUAUACCAUUGAAGAGGAGUGGUAAACAUUCCACAGGCCACAAUCAACAGCCUGAUGCGAAGGAGAUGUGUCGCGCUGCACGAGACAAAUGGUGGUCACACCAGAUACUGACUGGUUUUCUGAUCCACGCCCCUACCUUUUUUUAAGGUAUCUGUGACCAACAGAUGCAUAUCUGUAUUCCCAGUCAUGUGAAAUCCAUAGAUUAGGGCCUAAUGAAUUUAUUUCAAUUGACUUUUCCUUAAAUGAACUGUAACUCAGUAAAAGCUUUGAAAUUGUUGCAUGUUGCGUUUAUAUUUUUGUUCAGUUUAGUUUCAGGCGUUUCUUUUACGCCUGCUACGUUAGGUUAUUAUGUAACUGAUCCUGUAGAUAGCUGCUGGCUCAGAGGGAUUGUGGAACGCAUGGGGGGGGGGGGGGGGGGGGCAGACAGACAGACAACAUAGUAUUUUAGGGAAUAACAAAAUACAUGUAAAGCGAUUUACGAAAUACAUUUAUGUGCUCUGUGACUUUUAGAUGUUCCUGUUGUUUUCCUAUUUUUUUCCUAUUUCUGUACUAUUUCUGUGUGUGUGUGUGUGUGUGUGUGCACUACAGGAGUGUACCUGGAUGGCCGCUGUGUCCAGCACAAGAGAGCCAUGCUGGAGGGGGGUACCCUGGGUAGUAAGGGCCAUACUCUAGUGGUAGUUCCCCACCUGACUGAGUCCUAUGGACUGGCCGAGACAGGCUCCCAGAAUGCCAUCCCACUGUGCACCCUGAAGAACUUCCCUCACCGCAUAGAGCACACCCUGCAGGUGAGGCAUGGAACCACAGUCUGAUUGUAUGUGUUUUGGACUGCAUCCCUGUAGCCUAGCAUCAUCUCAGCAACUUAGCAUUGUCCUAUCAACCUGCUGUAGCAUCAUUCUAGAAUCUUAGCAUCAUUCUAGAAUCCUAGCAUCAUUCUAGAAUCCUAGCAUAUUAAAGGAGUUUAGGCCAUGGCAGUCCUCUACCCCACGUGCUGCCAUCCAUCCACGUUACGUUUAACACACUUUAAACACGGCUGCUCUCUGACUGACUAACUGACUGACUGGCUGGCUGGCUGGCUGACUGGCACGGGGCUGGCAAGCUAUCCAGAGCAUAACCUUACAACGCUAACCUUAUGUCAACAUACCCCAAACGUUUUGUCCCAACGCUGACUAAACUUAGGUUUGACCUCCAUCUCCAUCCAUACAGUACAGUACUAACUCCUAACUCCUAACUCCUAACUCCUAAAUCAGUCCAUCCAUCCAUACUCCACUUAUCUCUUAAUCCCUCACACACACGACUCAUCUAAAAUGCAAAGCUUUUUACACUCUUAACUCUCAAACUUGUCCCAGAAUGGAUAAGCCUUUUGAGGGUGAUUGAGACCAUGCCUAAAUGAAAAGGGUGCAUCAGACUGGUUAAAAUGAAAACCACAUUAAAUCAGACCUAGCAUGUGUCCCUGUCAUGUCUUUGCAGUGGGCCAGAGACCAGUUUGAGGGCCUCUAUAAGCAAGCAGCUGAAAACGUCAAUCUGUACUUGAGGUAAGUCUAUCUUCUUUCGUAACAUACUCAAUCAGUUGCAAUCACGCAAACACGAUGAGCAGAAAUUGAAUCUUUAAAUUCCAAAGAGUGCUGUAUUUCACAGAAACUUUCAGCUUAUGCUACUAGUCAUAGGUCAAUCAUCCAGCCUACCGCAAUUCCAUUUUGAUGCCUCAGUCUCCCCUCAUACAAACAGUGCCUUCAGAAAGUAUUCACACCCCUUGACUUUUUCCACAUUUUGUUGUGUACAGCCUGAAUUUAAAAUUGAUUAAAUAUAGUUUUUUUUGUCACUGGCCUACACACAAUAACCCAUGAUGUAAAAGUGGAGUUAUGUUUUUAGAAAUGUAAAGCUGAAAUGUCUUCAGUCAAUGUCCUGAGUGGCGCAGUGGUCUAAGGCACUGCAUCGCAGUGCUAGUUGUGCCACUAGAGAUCCUGGUUUGAAUCCAGGCUCUGUCGUAGCCGGCCGUGACCGGGAGACCCAUGGGGCGGCGCACAAUUCGUCCAGGGUAGGGGAGGGAAUGGCCGGCAGGGAUGUAGCUCAGUUGGUAGAGCAUGGCGUUUGCAACGCCAGGGUUGUGGGUUCGUUUCCCACAGGGGGCCAGUAUGAAAAAAAAUAAUAACAAAAAUAACACAAAAUUAUGUAUGCACUCACUAACUGUAAGUCGCUCUGGAUAAGACCGUCUGCUAAAUGACUAAAAUGUAAAAUAAGUAUUCAACUGCUUUUUUAUGGCAAGCCUAAAUAAGUUCAGGAGUAAAAAUCUGCCUAACAAGCCACAUAAUAAGUUGCAUGGACUCACUCUGUGUGCAAUAAUAUUGUUUAACAUAAUGGCUACCUCAUCUCUAUACCCCACAUAUUAUCUGUAACGUCCCUCAGUCAAGCAGUGAAUUUCAAACGCAUGUUCAACCACAAAGACCAGGGAAAUUUUCCAAUGCCUCGCAAAGAAUGGCACCUGUUGGUAGAUAUGUUAAAAAAAAGAAACAGACAUUAAAUAUCUCUUUGAGCAUGGAGAAGUUAUUAAUUACACUUUGGAUGGUGUAUCAAUACACCCAGUCACUACAAAGAUGCAAGCGUCCUUCCUAACUCAGUUGCCUGAGUGGAAGGAAACUGCUUAGGGAUUUCACCAUGAGGCCAAUGGUGACUUUAAAACAGUUACAGAGUUUAAGUGCUGUAUAUAGCCUCGCUAUUGUUAUUUUUACUGCUGCUCUUUAAUUAUUUGUUACUUUUAUUUCGUAUUAUUUUAUAUUGUAUUUUUUAUUGUUUCUUUUUUUGGUAUUCUUUCUUAAAACUGCAUUGUUGGUUAAGGGCUUGUAAUUAAGCAUUUCACUGUAAGGUCUACAUCUGUUGUAUUCGGCGCAUGUGACAAAUACAAUUUGAUUUGAUUUGAUGUGAUUUUUUCAAGCGUAGUGGUGGCUGCAUCAUGUUAUGGGUAUGCUUGUAAUCGUUAAGGACUGGGGAGUUUUUCAGGAUAAAAAAGAAAGGGAAUGGAGCUAAGCACAGGCAAAUUCCUAGAGGAAAACCUGGUUCAGUCUGCUUUCCACCAGACACUGGGAGAUGAAUUCACCUUUCAGCAGGACAAUAACCUAAAACACAAGGCCAAAUCUACUCUGGAGUUGCUUACUAAGAAGACAGGGAAUGUUCCUGAGUGGCCGAGUUACAGUUUUGACUUAAAUCUACUUGAUAAUUUAUGUACUCCCGAGUGGCGCAGUGGUCUAAGGCACUGCAUCGCAGUGCUAGCUGUGCCACUAGAGAUCCUGGUUCGAAUCCAGGCUCUGUUGUAGCCGGCCGCGACCGGGAGACCCAUGGGGCGGCGCACAAUUGGCCCAGCGUCGUCCAGGGUAGGGGAGGGAAUGGCCGGCAGGGGAUGUAGCUCAGUUGGUAGAGCAUGGCGUUUGCAACGCCAGGGUUGUGGGUUUGAUAAAAUAAUGUAUGCGCUAACUGUAAGUCGCUCUGGAUAAGAGCGUCUGCUAAAUGACUAAAAUGUAAAUGUCAAGAUCUGAAAAUGGUUGAAGAAUUUUCAAAAGAAUAAUGGGCAAAUGUUGCACAAUCCAGGUGUGUAAAGCUCUUAAAGACUUACCCAGAAAGACUCACAGCUGUAAGUGCUGCCAAAUAUACUUCUACAAAGUAUUGACUCGGAUGUGAAUACUGUAUGUAAAUGAAAUAUUUCUGUAUUACAUUUUCAAUACAUUUGCAAAACUUUCUAAAAACAUGUUUUCACUUUGUCAUUAUGGGGUAUUGUGUGGAGAUGGGUGAGUAAUUUUUGGAUAUUUAAUCAAUUUUGAAUUCAGGCUGUAACACAACAAAAUGUGGAAUAAGUCAAGGGGUAGGAAUACUUUCUGAAGGCACUGUACAUACCCCUAAUAACUAGUGAGCCCUACAGAUGGUAAUGCAGUAGUUAGUGCUGUUUCUAAAGAACAGCCAGUGUAGCAGUAGAGCUCAGGUAAGAGAUGUCCUUCUGGGUAAAACCACCCUCCCACCAGGGGACUUCUCUCUCAUGUGGGCCUCAGAGCUGCUCACCCUCCUGGGUUAAUGAUCUGGCACACAGUCAGUCAGCUAAUUAGACAGAGAUCUCCAACUCAUAUACAUCCAUCCACCUAAAGGCCUGAGGACUAGUUUAGUUACUGCUGAUAGAGGAAAGUAAGUAUUAUAAUGAAGUACCAGCUGUCCUCAUGGUUUUGUUGUGGUUGGUUUUUACAACACUUUUGGAAUACAGUUGGCGUCUUGCUUGUGUAUUCUGUAUGUAUUGUGUGUUUAUCUAAUGGUCUGUGGGUCUGUGAGAGUGACAGUGCGUCUCAGCUGCUCAGGAGCCCUGUUAAUCUGCCCCAGUAAGAGUCCAUCAGCUGCUCCAGAGCCCUGUUAAUCUGCCCCAGUAAGAGUCCAUCAGCUGCUCCAGAGCCCUGUUAAUCUGCCCCAGUAAGAGUCCAUCAGCUGCUCCGGAGCCCUGUUAAUCUGCCCCAGUAAGAGUCCAUCAGCUGCUCCGGAGCCCUGUUAAUCUGCCCCAGUAAGAGUCCAUCAGCUGCUCCAGAGCCCUGUUAAUCUGCCCCAGUAAGAGUCCAUCAGCUGCUCCAGAGCCCUGUUAAUCUGCCCCAGUAAGAGUCCAUCAGCUGCUCCGGAGCCCUGUUAAUCUGCCCCAGUAAGAGUCCAUCAGCUGCUCUGGAGCCCUGUUAAUCUGCCCCAGUAAGAGUCCAUCAGCUGCUCCAGAGCCCUGUUAAUCUGCCCCAGUAAGAGUCCAUCAGCUGCUCCGGAGCCCUGUUAAUCUGCCCCAGUAAGAGUUCAGUUGAGACUCAUGGCCUGCCUGUGUUUCUCUCCCAGGCUCAGUGUAUCUUACUGAGAUUUAAUAUAGGCCCCUUUAAUGAUGGAGAAGCCCCCUGCCUCCUGUGGAGACUAGUGUCCUCUGGAGACGAGAGCAGACCUCACCCAGCAGGCCCCACAGACUCAGAAGAAAACCACUCCAACAUCUCAGACUAACAGAGUAGGUGUAGGAGAGGAGAGGAUGGUGUGACUGUGUAGCGCAGGAUAUAUGCUGUGUUAACUGGACCCAAUCCCCUCAUCCUCUCUCAGGGCCUCCUCCUAAACACUACCCCAAUACUGGAGCCAUGGGAAAUAUCCCUUCAGGGAAAUAUGGUUCUGUCUGAUGUAAAGAGGUGAUGGGAAAAGGUCUGUUGGCCAAACAAAGAAGCAAAGUUGUGGCAAAUGCUGCGUAUGUCAAGGUCUUUUAUUAUGAAGUGGUGAAUAGAUUUCUGUGGCAUCACUCGUCUCCAUCACACACAUAACAAACACACAUAGGAUAACAUCCCAUCAUGGUAGAGACAAAGGUUAUAGGGAGUCACAUUCACAUUCAGAUAGAGAAGCGAGGAAGAGUACAUUUUCCUUUAACAAGCCGCUUCAUAUUCAGCUAAGCCACAUGUGUUGAACCUGCAAGUAAGCAUUUUGUUGCACAGUGUAUACCAUGUGUAUCCUGUUCAUACGACUAAUAACAUUUGAUGUGUAUGUUGUAAAACAGACAAUCUCAAAUUGCUGCCAUGCUUCCUGAAGUGUAACUGUCUGCAAGGGAGGCAGUCUGCUUCUACUUCUUCUACACUGCUUGUCUUUCCUGGGCAGCACUGAGCUGUUUAAGCUAAAGCCAAGAGUGUUUAAAGAGGAACCUAUACCACGGGCCGUGGCACAGGAACCAGGCAUACAUGUGACUCAGGCUGAUAGAUACUACCCAUGGAGCUCUGCACACACGCUCCACACACGCACGCACACACACACACACCACACACACACACACCACCACCACACCACCACUCCAAACACUUCCUUCCCCUCAGAUGCAGGGUGACCUCUGACCUUGGGCCAGUUUCAAAGGCAGCAGCACUAACCCCCUCUCACUUCUCAGUAACAAUACUACCCCCUGACUGACUGACUCAGUGUGCAGUGUUGUUCAUCUUCCUGUUAGACAGACAUUAGGAGACAGGAUGAAUGAUCAAAUCAAAUCAAAUCCAAUUUUAUUUGCCACAUGCGCCGAAUACAACAGGUGUAGACAUUGCCGUGAAAUGCUUACUUACAGCCCUUAACCAACAAUGCAUUUAUGUUUUAAUAAAAAAGUAAAAUAAAACAACAACAACAAAAAAGUGUUGAGAAAAAAAGAGCAGAAGUAAAAUAAAAUAACAGUAGGGAGGCUAUAUAUACAGGGGGGUACCGGUGCAGAGUCAAUGUGCGGGGGCACCGGCUAGUUGAGGUAGUUGAGGUAAUAUGUACAUGUGGGUAGAGUUAAAGUGACUAUGCAUAUAUAAUUAACAGAGUAGCAGCAGCGUAAAAAGAUGGGCUGGGGGAAAUAGUCCGGGUAGCCAUGAUUAGCUGUUCAGGAGUCAAGAUUAUAUCUUGGGUUUGCCAUGCACUGCCUCACCCAUAGGAAUCCCUUCAAAGUAGGUGUGAUAACCUCAGACAAAUGCAGGUAAAGGACACAAGAGGAUAGUUACAGUAUGUGUCCAUGUUUGACCGAAAUAGGUGUUGUUAAACAGGACAUGGCUGCUUCCACCACCACCGUUCAGUUGUUACACAAUUACCGUUGGAAUUUGAAAACAAGCAGAGCCAGAACUCUCUCACUUUGGAAGGAUAAACCGUGGGAGGGGGCGAAAGUAGAGGAGUAUGUUAGCAGACCUUGAGAUGGUUUAAAUGAGUUGUAAAGCCCACCUCAUCCUGCCCACCCAUCUUACAGCAUCCCCAUUGUUCUCCUUUGUGUUUAUGUUUUGAGUCUUUCUGGAGAAUCAUCCUCUUGAAGGAGAUUACAUGCAGGUCCAUUAGGGGAGAGUUCCUGGUAUAAUGGUGCUUAUGCUAUUGUUCCCUGCAGGGAUGCUGCUGGGUUCCUGGAGCGCACCUUGGGUCGGGGGGAGGCAGAGGCUCUGGAGGUCCUGGAGUGUGUGUGGGGAGGCGUGGGGGGACAGCGGCCCCAAGGCUGGAAGGACUGUGUUGGGUGGGCCCGUCGCCAGUGGGAGACCCUCUACAACAACGACAUCGCACAGCUGCUGCACUGUUUCCCCUCUGACCAGGUAAGAGUAACACAACACACACUGGAAAACCAUUGGAAAACCAGGGGCAUAGCUCCUAAAUCCCCAAAGAGUUUUCUUUAACGUUGUUUAUGAAUAUGAACACUUGGUGGCACUAUUGUUCACACACCUUAUGCGUUCUUCAUAAGAUGAUAGUCAGAUACUGGUUAUAAGCCUGUCUUUUGAUCUCUGUUAAAUGUGACACCAGUGUGCUGAUACAUGAUCAAGACAUAUGCCAUAUGUAGUGGCAAGUUUAUAUACAGUGAAAUGUCCAAUCAUUGGAAAUGCUUCAACAUUUUCAGAUACCCAUUCUCAUUUUUACCUUGGAAGGCAUAAUCCAAGAAUAUAUAGCCCUAAACUGUUUUUUAAGCAUAUUGAACACACCAUGAACAUAUCUUGGGAUAGUUAGUAUUUGACAGCCCACUGAUAUGGUAUCCUCAAAAGUGUCUAUUGGGAUCCAUAUAAUAUCCUGAGGCAUAUAGACUACAGAGAGUGACAUCACAUUACAUGCUGUUACACCUGGGGGGUGUCUACCCAAACACUCCCCCUGUGAUCAUAUGGAUUAACCCUUUACAGGACACUGACAACUGGACCUGUCUGGCCUGGUCUGAUAACCCUAUCUCCCCUCUCUUGCUUGAUAUAAUAUGGGUCAAUAAAAAUUCCUCUGACCGAGACAACCGAUUCCAUUCCACUCAUAUCCUGUUUAAAGCCUUAUUGGUGGGAGGGUGGGUUCGUCUGGAAGAAAUGCAUAGCAUUUUUGCUCCAAGUCCCCUGAGAGAAGCCCUUUUGGUAUUGGACUCAUUUAGCAGGAAAAUGAGUCAUUGUUAAACAAUGGGCCAGGCCGUGCCUCAUGCUCUGAAGCACUCAAGUUUCUGGGCUACGGUUCUGUUGAGCGGCAGCAAUACAUCAUGUAAAAGAUUGUAAUGUAUCAAAACAGAGAGAAAAGAUCCCUUUGUGUGUUUGCAUUAAGUAAUGUAGUGUAGCUUAUUAUUCUGCAGUGGCACAAGCCUUAUGGGAGCAGGAUGUUUUAAAAAGGUGUCACGCCCUGACCUAUAGACUCUAGUUAGUUUGGGCAGGGUGUGAAUAUAUGUGUGGGUUUUUCUAUGUUUCUAUUUCUAUGUUUGGCCGGGUGUGAUUCCCAAUCAGAGGCAGCUGUCGCUCGUUGUCUCUGAUUGGGGAUCAUACUUAGGCAGCCAGUUCUCCUGCCUGUGUUGUGGGAUCUUGUUUGUGUUCGGUGAGUUUUGGCUUGUUUGUGUAUAGCCUUCCGACAUCAUGUUUCCUUUUGUUGUUUUGUAUGUUUAUUCAGUUCAAUAAACAUGUAUGCAUUUCAUGCUGUGCCUUUGUCUGACCCGUUCAUCAAUGACCGUGACAAAAGGACAGACAUUUGUUGUUGUUAUCAGUAACAUGUUGGGGUUUCUGUUUUUCUUCCUCUGUUCUCUCUCUGUUUUAAUAGGUCAUUAGUACAGUUAGCCUGGCUGUGGUUUCUGUAUCCUCCGAGAGAGUUGUUUCUAACCACAGUUGCUUUCUGGGGAAGUGUGAUAAGGCUACUGUCGGUUAACCUCCACAAAAUUUCAAUGAGUGAAAUACAGUGUCUAACUGCCUUACCAUUAGGCUGAAAUGUUUUUUGGGAAAAUAAAUGCAAAUCUAUUUUACAGGCAUACGUCUUAUUAACUUAACUGUUUCCCACCCCUUAGCCAACAGAAAAUGCCCUUAUGCAGAUUGAAUGGUAUUAAAGGUUGAGUAAGUAAGAAUGUUGUCAACAAAUGUACCAACAUCUCUAUUAUACUGUAUGUAAAUAGUUUAUGAUUAGUGAAUUACAUAAUGGAGUUAUUUUGUUAGAUACUUCUCCCUAUUCAUAGGUUGCACCUCCGUCACUCGGUCGCGUCAUGCCAUUGUUAUGAACGUUCUCGAGCCACCCUCUACCGGCUGUGCAAUAGUGGUGCCCUAAAGUCGUCAUAAGCCCAGUCAUUCUGGACGGAGGCUAGCGACUGUUUAUUCAAAAUUACAAUAUAAUGCCUGGAAAUACGAUGACAUUGCUAAAGUAUUCAAAUAUUUAGUAGGAAACAACUUUGCCUGCAUUACAGUUGAAGUUGGAAGUUUACAUACACCUUAGCCAAAUACAUUUCAACUCUGUUUUUCACAAUUCCUGACAUUUAAUCCUAGUAAAAAUUCCAUGUCUUAGGUCAGUUAGGAUCACCACUUUAUUUUAAGAAUGUGAAAUGUCAGAAUAAUAGGAGAGAGCUUUUAUUUCUUUCAUCACAUUCCCAGUGGGUCAGAAGUUUGCAUAUACUCAAUUAGUAUUUGGUAGCAUUGCCUUUAAAUUGUUUAACUUGGGUCAAACAUUUUGGGUAGCCUUCCACAAGCUUCCCACAAUAAGUUGGGUGAAUUUUGGCCCAUUCCUCCUGACAGAGCUGGUGUUACUGAGUCAGGUUUGUAGGCCUCCUUGCUCGCACGCGCUUUUUCAGUUCUGCCCACAGAUUUUCUAUAGGUUUGAGGUCAGGGCUUUGCAAUGGCCACUCCAAUACCUUGACUUUGAUGUCCUUAAGACAUUUUGCCACAACUUUGGAAGUAUGCUUGGGUUCAUUGUCCAUUUGGAAGACCCAUUUGCGACCAAGCUUUAACUUCCUGACUGAUGUCUUGAGAUGUUGCUUCAAUAUAUCCACAUCAUUUUACUUCCUCAUGAUGCCAUCUAUUUUGUGAAGUGCACCAGUCCCUCUUGCAGCAAAGCAUCCCCACAGCAUGAUGCUGCCACCCCCGUGCUUCACGGUUGGGAUGGUGUUCUUCGGCUUGCAAGCUACCCCCUUUUUCCUCCAAACAUAACGAUGGUCAUUAUGGCCAAACAGUUCUAUUUUUGUUUCAUCAGACCAGAGGACAUUUCUCCAAAAGGUACGAUCUUUGUCCCCAUGUGCAGUUGCAAACCGUAGUCUGGCUUUUUUAUGGCGGUUUUGGAGCAGUGGCUUCUUCCUUGUUGAGCGGCCUUUCAGGUUAUGUCGAUAUAGGACUUGUUUUACUGUGAAUAUAUAUACUUUUGUACCUGUUUCCUCCAGCAUCUUCACAAGGUCCUUUGCUGUUGUUCUGGGAUUGAUUUGCACUUUUCGCACCAAAGUACGUUAAUCUCUAGGAGACAGAACACGUCUCCUUCCUGAGCGGUAUGACGGCUGCGUGGUCCCAUGGUGUUUAUACUUGCGUACUAUUGUUUGUACAGAUGAACGUGAUACCUUCAGGCAUUUGGAAAUUGCUCCCAAGGAUGAACCAGACUUGUGGAGGUCUACAAAUUUCUUUCUGAGGUCUUGGCUGAUUUCUUUCGAUUUUCCCAUGAUGUCAAGCAAAGAGGCACUGAGUUUGAAGGUAGGCCUUGAAAUACAUCCACAGGUACACGUCCAAUUGACUCAAAUGAUGUCAAUUAACCUAUCAGAAGCUUCUAAAGCCAUGACAUCAUUUUCCAAGCUGUUUAAAGGCACGGUCAACUUAGUGUAUGUCAACUUCUGACCCACUGGAAUUGUGAUACAGUGAAUUAUAAAUUAAUUAAUCUGUCUGUAAACAAUUGUUGGAAAAAUUACUUGUGUCAUGCACAAAGUAGAUGUCCUAACCGACUUGCCAAAACUAUGGUUUGUUAACAAGACAUUUGUGGAGUGGUUGAAAAACGAGUUUUAAUGACUCCAACCUAAGUGUAUGUAAACUUCAGACUUCAACUGUAUUAUUUAGUAUAUGUAAAGACAAGAUUAAAUCAAGAAUAGUGUGAUGGGUGACAAUAUUAGCCUAUCACUUGUGAAGGAUAUAUUAUCACUUGUGAAUGAUGCCCAGCGUAAGGCAUGAAACAAUACUUUUUUUUGUUGUUGACUUUUUCAAAUCAUAGUUGCACACCUCAUGUAUGCCCACAGGCCUAUAUGUUUUGAUAAGGUUUGUAUCACAACAAAAGUGGCUAAAUAACUUAUUUAAAUUAAGCACAUUAAUCAGUUUUACAAGGGGUGUAGAGCCUAACUGGCAUACAUAAGCAAGUUUGGGGAAGAUAAUUUUCACCAUAAAAAUGCACCUUUAUAAUAAAAGCAUUACAUGCAUAAUCGUAUUUGUGGUCACUUUUGAUAAUGGUGUUUUACCGUUAAUGGAACAUUCCGCUUAUAACCUACUGCCAUGUCCGCAUUGCUGCGCUUAUAAUGUGAAGAAAUAGACUAAUAGUUUAUCAACAUUGCGUACAAAAGUUUUUGGGAUGCUAGUGGUUGUAUUAAUUUGGGAUCUAUCGUAUCCCAUGACUGUCCCAGACUAUGUUUGGAAUAUUUCUUUCUCGCACAGAAUAGAAUAGGUCAACUUUUGUACUAUGGGGGAUAGUAGAUUGACAUACUGUAGGCUAGUGCUUUUGCUGUUCAUUAGGCCUACUCAUCUUGUUGACUGACGAAAAGUAAAUGUGUACAGUUCUUCCAAUAUCUUCAAUAUGCACCUCGGAAUUGGAUAAGGACGCGCGCAGUUGCGUCCCCGAUGUGUCUGUCUUCACUUGUAAAAGACCAGAUCACGUGAUGGAGAGCCAUGUGAGUGAGAGGUGCUUCGGAGCACGCAGCACUCAGGGAGAAGGGAAUUAUAAUUAUUAUAUUUAGCCCAAGGGCACAACGGCCACUGGCCACAAAAUACAUGGAUUUUUUUAGGAGGCAUUAGGGCCACACAAAGUGGAUGCUGCCGUGAAAUUCGAGGCGUUAUCAAGUGCUUGUCAAAUUGUGAAUGAGACUGAUGAAGAGUGUACAGCCUGCGCAAAAAAACAAAGCAGAGCUCAUGCCUUUCAUCCUACUUUUUUCAAAUCAUCAUUAGUCGCAUAAUGCAGCCUUACAAUGUAUUAAAGAUCAAAACAUAUAGCCCAACGUUUAUAGAACAACUAAAGUUAAAUUAAUAACUCUAAAUUAAGCAUAUAGGAGUACCUGUUUCUUUUUUAACCGCUCAACACAGAAUAGCCGCAUGUGCGCACUCCCUCAAACCGUUCGGAGAAAAGAUCCUUUCUAUUUUAUUCAGCUUUGUUUAAUUGUAUUCUUCAUACUAUAAAAUACUAAGCAAAUCUUGUCUGCUAAAUUAACUAGUGUAGCCCACAGCCAUAUGGCAUAGCCAGAUCAGGAUCUAACAUAAAGUCACCUCAGAGUAUGGUAUUCUGUUCUUCUGAAAUAGUCUACAUUUUCUUCAUAUCAUGUUUCUUUAGACCUGUCUAAAAUAAAUAAUGGAUUUAUUGUGAAGGUGUAGGCUAAAUUACAUGGAUUUAUUAGACUUUUUUAAAUGUAGAUGUUCCAAAGGUCUGCAUCAGUGGCUUGUAGGCUAUGUGUGGAAGCCAGGAGAUGCUAAAUGUGUUUAUGUCAAUUACCGUGAGCACGGAAGUUAUUUGCUUGACAAUCACCGGCUGAUGAAAUUUUGUGACCACCACAUCCCUAGUUGGGACUAUUGGGACUGCUGGUAGACUGUUGGGACUGUUGGUAGACUGUUUGUAGACUGUUGGCAAUGUUGGUAGACUGUUUGGACUGUUGGUAGACUGUUGGCAAUGUUGGUAGACUGUUGGCAAUGUUGGUAGACUGUUUGGACUGUUGGUAGACUGUUGGGACUGUUGGUAGACUGUUGGCAAUGUUGGUAGACUGUUGGGACUGUUGGUAGACUGUUGGGACUUUUGGUAGACUGUUGGUAGACUGUUGGAAAUGUUGGUAGACUGUUGGCAAUGUUGGUAGACUGUUGGUAGACUGUUGGCAAUGUUGGUAGACUGUCGGUAGACUGUUGGGACUGUUGGUAGACUGUUGGCAAUGUUGGUAGAUGAUUUGGACUGUUGGUAGACUGUUGACAAUGUUGGUAGACUGUUGGUAGACUGUUGGCAAUGUUGGUAGACUGUUAGGACUGUUGGUAGACUGUUGGUAGACUGUUGGUAGACUGUUGGCAAUGUUGGAAGACUGUUGGUAGACUGUUGGUAGACUGUUGGUAAACUGUUGGGACUGUUGGUAGACUGUUGGCAAUGUUGGUAGACUGUUGGGACUGUUGGUAGACUGUUGAUAGACUGUUGUCAAUGUUGGUAGACUGUUGGGACUGUUGGUAGACUGUUGGCAAUGUUGGUAGACUGUUGGUAGACUGUUGGUAGACUGUUGGCAAUGUUGGUAGACUGUUGGGACUGUUGGUAGACUGUUGGUAGACUGUUGGGACUGUUGGUAGACUGUUGGCAAUGUUGGUAGACUGUUGGUAGGCUGUUGGUAGACUGUUACGACUGUUGAUAGACUGUUAGGACUGAUAGGACUGUUGGUAGACUGUUGGGACUGUUGGUAGACUGUUGGGACUGUUGUUAGACUGUUGGGACUGUUGUUAGACUGUUGGCAAUGUUGGUAGACUGUUGGCAAUGUUGGUAGACUGCUGGGACUGUUGGUAGACUGUUGGGACUGUUGGUAGACUGUUGGGACUGUUGGUAGACUGUUGGGACUGUUGGUAGACUGUUGGUAGACUGUUGGUAGACUGUUGGGACUGUUGGUAGGCUGUUGGUAGACUGUUAUGACUGUUGGGACUGUUGGUAGGCUGUUGGUCAACUGUUGGGACUGUUGGUAGGCUGUUGGUAGACUGUUGGGACUGUUGGGACUGUUGUUAGACUGUUGGUAGGCUGUUGGUAGACUGUUAGGACUGUUGGUAGACUGUUAUGACUGUUGGUAGACUGUUAGGACUGUUGGUAGACUGUUAUGACUGUUGGUAGACUGUUGGUAGACUGUUGGGACUGUUGGUAGACUGUUGGGACUGUUGGUAGACUGUUGGGACUGUUGGUAGACUGUUGGGACUGUUGGUAGACUGUUGGGACUGUUGGCUAGAUCAAAGCUCUCAGGCUCCUCUGUUCUUAUUUUAUCAGGACAACAAAUGUUGUGGUAAACACAACUCAUAACAACAUCAGUCUGUUUGUUUCGCUGUCUGCCUGCAUGGCCUCUGGGAAUGUGGUGUUGGCACGUCAGAUAAUGACCCAGGGAAAGUAUUAUAUUAAAAUGUGAUUGUCAUGCAUAUACCAAGCACAAGGACAAAUCCCAUGUACUCUGUGGUUAUGAAGAUAUCAUGUUUAUCAUAUUGCCGCGAAAAAACACCAUCCCAUGAUCAUCUAGGUGUGUCAUGUAUAUUUCCUAUGAAUUGGUGUGGACAGUCACAAGACUCUCUUUGCUUUGAAUACCUUCAUUGUAUUGAUGAUUUAUUGCUGUGAUUGAUUGAUGUCAUUUAGAAUUCACUCUUUGUCUGUCUCUUCUCAGUUGACGAGUUCGGGUCUGCCUUUCUGGUCUGGAGCAAAGAGAUGUCCCCAUCUCUUGACCUUUGACCCCAACAAUGUAAGUUUUACACAACCUACUGUAUUUUCCUCAGUCUCAGUCACACACAGUGUUCUGCAUUUGUCUCAUUUGCCUGUCGAACCGGUCAGCGGGAAUGAUUUGAAAUGUCAUUAUCUCAGCUGAUAAUGGGGCGGCAGGUAGCUUAGUGGUUAAGAGCGUUGUGCCAGUAACCGAAAGGUUGCUGGUUCUAAUCCCCGAGCAGACUAGGUGAAAAAUCUGUCGAUGUGCCCUUGAGCAAGGCACUUAACCUUAAUUGCUCCUGUAAGUCGCUCUGGAUAAGAGCGUCUGCUAAAUGACUAAAAUGUAAAUGUAAUGAUAACACACUCCUCACAUUCUCUCUGGUUGUAUAUUGGAUUGGUUCUUAUCUAACCUGUGAGAACCACUUACCUGCUGCUGCAGACAAAGCAAGGUGGAUAAAAUCUACCUCAUCACCACCUUUACGCACACAUAAACACAGACACACACACACACACACACACAAGCACAAGCACACACAAUGGAGCUAUAGAGGUGAAGAAUCUGUGACCAAGGGGUUCAAAUGUUGUUUGAGUGUGAACACGCCUCUCCUCUCUUAUCUUUUAUGCUACGUUCCUCUCCUCUCUUAUCUUUUAUGCUACGUUCCUCUCCUCUGUUAUCUUUUAUGCUACGUUCCUCUCCUCUCUUAUCUUUUAUGCUACGUUCCUCUCCUCUCUUAUCUUUUAUGCUACGUUCCUCUCCUCUCUUAUCUUUUAUGCUACGUUCCUCUCCUCUGUUAUCUUUUAUGCUACGUUCCUCUCCUCUCUUAACUCCGCUGCUCUCCCUCCUUCCUUUCUCCUCACCUUUCCGAUCCUCUCCUCCUGUCUUCUCCGUUCCUCCUCCUCUCACCUAAGUCUUUCUUCACCUAUGCUCUGUUUCUUUGUUCCCCUCCUCUCUGUUCUCUCCUCUCUGUUCUCUCCUCCCCGUUCCCCUCCUCUCUGUUCUCUCCUCCCCGUUCCCCUCCUCUCUGUUCUCUCCUCUCUGUUCACCUGCUCUCUGUUCUCUCCUCCCCGUUCCCCUCCUCUCUGUUCUCUCCUCUCUGUUCACCUGCUCUCUGUUCUCUCCUCUCUGUUCACCUGCUCUCUGUUCUCUCCUCUCUGUUCACCUGCUCUCUGUUCUCUCCUCUCUGUUCUCUCCUCUCUGUUAUAUCCUCUCUGUUCUCUCCUCUCUGUUCCCCUCAUCUCUGUUCCCCUCCAUCUCUGUUCUCUCCUCUCUGUUCUCUCCUCUCUGUUCUCUCCUCUCUGUUCUCUCCUCUCUGUUCUCUCCUCUCUGUUCUCUCCUCUCUGUUCCCCUCUUCUCUUUUCCUCUCUGUCCAUCUCUUGUUCCCUCUCUCUGUUCUCUUCCUCUUUCUCUCUCUCUGUCUCUCCUCCUCUCUGUUCUCUCCUCUCUGUUCCCCUCUUCUCUGUUCCCUUCAUCUCUGUUCCCCUCAUCUCUGUUCUCUCAUCUCUGUUCUCUCAUCUCUGUUCUCUCCUCUCUGUUCUCUCCUCUCUGUUCCCCUCUUCUCUGUUCUCUCCUCUCUGUUCCCAUCAUCUCUGUUCUCUCAUCUCUGUUCUCUCUCCUCUCUGUUCUCUCCUCUCUGUUCCCCUCAUCUCUGUUCUCUCCUCUCUGUUCUCUCCUCUCUGUUCCCCACAUCUCUGUUAUCUCCUCUCUGUUCUCUCCUCUCUGUUCUCUCAUCUCUGUUCUCUCCUCUCUGUUCUCUCCUCUCUGUUCCCCACAUCUCUGUUCUCUCCUCUCUGUUCUCUCCUCUCUGUUCUCUCCUCUCUGUUCCCCUCAUCUCCGUUCUCUCCUCUCUGUUCUCUCCUCUCUGUUCCCCUCCUCUCUCCUGGUGUGAGGGUUGUCACCUCACCUGUCCUUAGGUCUGGGCUUGCAGCUCUCACAGACAGACAAUAGGACAACAACAAUGGUAUUUAGGAAUGCCUCUUAUCAAGACUCAAUGAACACACUGACUGCUUCUAGAGCAUAGAGCCUAUUCAUGGCCUGUUGAAUGUCAUUUAAUAGCAGUUGUAAAUCAAUGGAACCACCCUAUGAAUCUUUUACAGUCCUCUGAUGUAUUCAAUGGUAAACAUUACUUUAAAAAAUCGACAUGAUGAAUCACAAGGGGGUUUGUUGGUCACCGAUGGGAGGUUUUAAACUGAUGUAAAUUGCGAUGGUUUUCUGACUUGUUUUCUGGCUUGACGGUGCAGGUAGCCUAGCGGUUAGAGGCAUGGGCCAGUAACCGAAAGGUUGCUGGUUCGAAUACCCGAGCUGACAAAGUGAAACAUCUGUUGAUGUGCCCUUGAGCAAGGCACUUAACCUUAAUUUGGUCCAGGGGCACCGUACUACAAUGGCUGACCUAGUAAAACAACACCUUUCACUGCAUCUGUCUGGUGUAUGUGACAAUAAAACAUAUUGAUAUUUUUUGGUUAAGUCCAGAGGGUUUUUUCCUUUGGUAACUACUGGGUGACUCUGCUGAUAGCUCAAACAGCCCAGUCAUCAUGUGGUGGCCAUAUUCCAUGAGCAGAGUUAGGGAGUAACUGAUUACAUUUAAGGGAAAAAACCCUCUGGACAUAACCAAAAAAUAUCAAUAUGUUUUAUCAGUUACAUGUAAUCCGAUAACAAAAAACUCUUAACUGUAAUCAGUUACGUUACCAGCAAAAAUAUUGUAAUCAGAUUACAGAUACUUUUGAAAAACUAGAUGAUUACUUCUUGGAUUACUUUAAAAUUCAGAGCAAUGUUUGCGAAAAAAUACAUUAUGACACCUUUCUGUUUAAGUUUGUUCCACCUGAGCAAGUCUGACCACAAGCCAGAGACCACUAUGAUGACACACCAAAUGCGUUUGAUGGAUCCUUUUUGUCUUCUUCUAAUGCCUCUUAAGGGGAAAGUAAUCCAAAAGUAACUGAAAGUAAUUAGAUUAUGUUACUUAGUUUGGGUAAUCCAAAAGUUACGUUACUGAUUACAAUUUUAGACAGGUAACUAGUAACUGUAACGGAUUACAUUUAGAAAGUAACCUACCCAACCUUAUCCAUGAGGAACAUCCUGUCAGAUAUUAACAUUUUCCACAGCUUUUGCUCCUCACGUGCAAAUGGUAGGAAGUGGUCUUUGUACCACCCCUAAUAUGACCAAAGUGGAUUUGUGGGUUUUGUUUGAGUUAGCAGCAUGUGUGUAAUGUAAUUAUUUAUUUUACCUCAGCGGGUCUGGUUCUGACUGUUGAGAUGUAGAGGUGGGGGGUCAUUAACAGUUUGUGUUAUCUUGUCAUGUAUUGUAGACCACCCAUAUGGACUAUGUGGUGGCAGCAGCCAACCUCUAUGGGCAGAUCUAUGGGAUUGUGGGUACACGAGACUGCUCUGCCAUCAGGAGCGUCCUAGAGAGGGUCCACAUACCUGCCUUCACCCCCAAGUCUACUGUCAAGAUCCAUCUCACUGACAAGGAGAUGGAGGAGGAGAGGGAGAGUGGAAAUUUGGGUGAGGAAACUGUCCAUUUAUCUACUGUAUGUUGUGUUAUAUGCCUGUUUCUCAGGCCUAUGUGUUUAUUUUCCAUUUGACCAGACACAGGCCGACUGGAGGAGUUGCAGAAGAAGCUGUCCUCUCCUCCAGUGAACAGCGCAGCCCUGCAGAUGCACCCCAUUGACUUUGAGAAGGUAAUAAGAGCCCAGCGCCAUGCUCGCCAUAUCUCCACUGGUAACACUGCAUAGUGUUAGGGACCACACAGAGGGCAGGGGGCCACGCUGAACUCUAUAUGGGGCAAAGAAAAUGCAGUUUCGUCUUUGGGUCCUCAAUGACCCUUGUCUGUUCUAGUCCCUAACAGGACACACACUGCGGUGGCUCAGUGUCUAAGGAAACAGGCCUGUCCUGUGUUCUGGGGCCUCUCUGUUGCACUGCUACUGCAAGGGGGAGUAUUUUAGAGAGCGCACAUCUUGUUAAAAACAACCUUCAGAACAGUGGUGAAUAAAUAGUCUGCAGUGACUAGGCCUGAGGACCUCUAGCACUGUUUGUGGGGCUGUAGGGAGUUUUGGUCACUGAGGAUCCCUGUCUACAGUGUCCCCCCCUAGCCCCCGCUCCCCAUCUCACAUGGUCUACCACCACCAUGUCACCCAGCCCUUUGAAGCGGCACACUCACACAGCCCAGGGGGCAAGAGUUCCUCCAUAACACUUCCAUUGUGCAGCCAGUCACUGUCAUGCAGAGGAACCUGAGCCUCCCUCUCUCUCCUUUCUUUCUUUCUGUCUUUCUUUCUCUCACUCCCACUCUCUCUCUUCUCUCUCACUCCCCCGCCUCAUCUAUCUAUCGUUAAAUGAGGUUUGGAGCUGUGUAGUGCAGAUGACUGAUUAGUGUGGCUGGCGAAGUGAGUAGGGUUGAUGAGGUAAGACAGGUAAGUAUCAGAUGUCACCUUGCCUUGGAUGUGACUAAGACCCUCCUCCUCGUCCACCUCCUCCUCCUCGUCGUCCACCUCCUCAUCCUCCUCGUCCACCUCCUCCUCCUCCUCGUCCACCUCCUUAUCCUCCUCAUCCUCCUCGUCCACCUCCUCAUCCUCCUCGUCCACCUCCUCCUCCUCCUCGUCCAACUCCUUAUCCUCCUCAUCCUCCUCGUCCACCUCCUCAUCCUCCUCGUCCACGUCCUCAUCCUCCUCGUCCACCUCCUCCUCAUCCACCUCGUCCACCUCCUCCUCCCCGUCCACCUCCUCAUCCUCCUCGUCCACCUCCUCAUCCUCCUCGUCCACCUCCUCAUCCUCCUCGUCCACCUCCUCAUCCUCCUCGUCUACCUCCUCCUCCUCCUCGUCCACCUCCUCAGCCUCCUCGUCCACCUCCUCCUCCUCCUCGUCCACCUCCUCCUCCUCCUCGUCCACAUCCUCAUCCUCCUCGUCCACCUCUUCAUCCUCCUCGUCCACCUCUUCAUCCUCCUCGUCCACCUCCUCAUCCUCCUCGUCCACCUCUUCCUCCUCGUCCACCUCCUAAUCCUCCUUGUCCACCUCCUCCUCCUCCACCUCGUCCUCCUAAUCCUCCUCGUCCACCUCCACCUCCUCCUCCACCUCCUCCUCCUCCUCCUCCUCGUCCACCUCCUCCUCCUCUCUACCUCAACCAACUGGCGAGGUCAUGCUACAGAUGCCUGGAAUGUGAGGAAACGGAUUCUGCAGAAUCGGGUUGCCAGGUGUGACUACCUCACGACCCCUCCAGCUGCCCCUGACUGACUGUCGCCCUCUCCAGCCUUUGUAGUGCUGGCUGAGGCAUGAGCUCAUAGACAGUGUCGCUCACAGGGGAAUCUGAUUUCCACUACAUCGCAGAGGGGUGAAUAAGUCAUGUACUCGUGUGAUUAAAGUGACACAGACACAAAGGCAGAGCUCAAAGCAGACGAACCACGGCAUGACAUCAUUGACUCAUUUGGCUUUAAUAUGGCUAACAGCGUUUAGACAGGGAUGUGCUGAGAAUCAGUUGUUCUUAUCUUCAUCUCACAGCUGUUGAUGUAAUAAUGUAUGUAACGUACAGUGCCUUGCAAAAGUAUUCAUCCCCCUUGCCGUUUUUCCUAUUUUGUUGCAUUACAACCUGUAAUUUAAAUGUAUUUUUAUUUGGAUUUCAUGUAAUGGACAUACACAAAAUAGUACAAAUUGGUGAAGUGAAAUGAAAAAAAUAACUUGUUUCAAAAAAUUCUAAAAAAUAAAUAACGGAAAAGUGGUGCGUGCAUAUGUAUUCACCCCCCUUUGCUAUGAAGCCCCUAAAUAAUAUCUGGUGCAACCAAUUACCUUCAGAAGUCACAUAAUUAGUUAAAUAAAGUCCACCUGUGUGCAAUCUAAGUGUCACAUGAUCUGUCACAUAAUCUCAGUAUAUAUACACACCUGUUCUGAAAGGCCCCAGAGUCUGCAACACUACUAAGCAAGCGGCACCAUGAAGACCAAGGAGCUCUCCAAACAGGUCAGGGACAAAGUUGUGGUGAAGUACAGAUCAGGGUUGGGUUCUAAAAAAAAUUAUCAGAAACUUUGAACAUCCCACGGAGCACCAUUAAAUCCAUUAUUAGAAAAUUGAAAGAAUAUGGCACCAUAACAAACCUGCCAAGAGAGGGCCGCCCACCAAAACUCACGGACCAGGCAAGGAUGGCAUUAAUCAGAGAGGCAACAAAGAGACCAAAGAUAACCCUGAAGGAGCUGCAAAGCUCCGCAGCGGAGAUUGAAGUAUCUGUCCAUAGGACCACUUUAAGCUGUACACUCCACAGAGCUGGGCUUUACGGAAGAGUGGCCAGAAAAAAGCCAUUGCUUAAAGAAAAAAAUAAGCAAACACAUUUGGUGUUCGCCAAAAGCCAUGUGGGAGACUCCCCAAACAUAUGGAAGAAGGUACUCUGGUCAGAUGAGUCUAAAAUUGAGCUUUUUGGCCAUCAAGGAAAACGCUAUGUCUGGCGCAAACCCAACACCUCUCAUCACCCCGAGAACACCAUCCCCACAGUGAAGCAUGGUGGUGGCAGCAUCAUGCUGUGGGGAUGUUUUUCAUCGGCAGGGACUGGGAAACUGGUCAGAAUUGAAGGAAUGAUGAUUGCCCCACUAAAUACAGGGAAAUUCUUGAGGGAAACCUGUUUCAGUCUUCCAGAGAUUUGAGACAGGGGCGGAGGUUCACCUUCCAGCAGGACAAUGACCCUAAGCAUACUGCUAAAGCAACACUCGAUUGGUUUAAGGGGAAACAUUUAAAUGUAUUGGAAUGGCCUAGUCAAAGCCCAGACCUCAAUCCAAUUGAGAAUCUGUGGUAUGACUUAAAGAUUGCUGUACACCAGCGGAACCCAUCCAACUUGAAGGAGCUGGAGCAGUUUUGCCUUGAAGAAUGGGCGAAAAUCCCAGUGGCUAGAUGUGCCAAGCUUAUAGAGACAUACCCCAAGAGCUUUGCAGCUGUAAUUGCUGCAAAAGGUGGCUCUACAUAGUAUUGACUUUGGGGGGGUGAAUAGUUAUGCACGCUCAAGUUUUCUGUUUUUUUGUCUUAUUUCUUGUUUGUUUCACAAUACAAAAAAAUGUAUUCAAGCAUCUUCAAAGUGGUAGGCAUGUUGUGUAAAUCAAAUGAUACAAACCCCCCAAAACAUCCAUUUUUAUUCCAGGUUGUAAGGCAACAAAAUAGGAAAAAUGCCAAGGGGGUGAAUACUUUCGCAAGCCACUGUAUGUCAGAAUGUAUCUCCAUUUGUCUCCUCUUCAGAAUGAUGUUCCUCCUGUGGCAGGUGUUCCCUGAAGGAUAAAACAUAACAGUGUAGGGGUCUUUGGAUAUUAAGGGUUCAUUAAUUGAUGUAUUAUAAAGAUGAUGAAUUGUAUUUACAGGAUGAUGAUAAUAACUUCCACAUGGACUACAUAGUGGCUGCCUCUAACUUGAGGGCAGAGAACUACGACAUCCCAACAGCUGAUCGUCACAAGGUUAGAAUCCUCGUUGUUUUGUCGUGUCACAGCGACACAACAGAGAGAGACAGAGAGUGACAGAGAGUGACAGAGAGUGACAGAGAGUGACAGAGAGAGACAGAGAGAGACAGAGAGAGACAGAGCGGGACAGAGAGGGACAGAGAGGGACAGAGAGAAACAGAGAGAGAGACAGAGAGAGACAGAUAGUGACAGAAAGUGACAGAGACAGAAAGUGACAGAGACAGAGAGAGACAGAGAGAGACAGAAAGAGCGAUCCUAUGAGACUUCUCAGAGAUUUCCCUGUAUCUCAAAAGAUCACAUGCAUUUCCAGGCAGUUAGCGGCAACCCGCUCCACCCCCUCACAUACGCACGCAUGCACACACACACAUUUGUUUUGAUAUCCUUGUGGGGACCAAAAAAUUGAUUCCCAAUAAAAAUCCUAUUUUCCCUAACCCCUAACUCUAACCCUAACUCCUAACCCUAAUUCUAACCCUAACCCUAAACCUAACCCCUAAGCCUAAAAUAGCCUUUUUCCGUGUGGGGACCGGCGAAAUGUCCCCGCUAUAUCCCCCCCACAUUUCCUUGUUUUACUAUCCUUGUGAGGACUUCUGGUCCCCACAAGGAUAGUAAAACCAAGCACACACACACACUCUCUUUUAACUGGAGCUUCUUUUUGCCCUCAUCCACAGAGUAAGCUGAUCGCGGGGCGCAUCAUCCCGGCUAUAGCCACGACCACGGCUGCGGUGGCAGGUCUGAUGUGUGUGGAGCUGUACAAGCUGGUCCAGGGCCACAGGAAGAUCAGCUCCUACCGCUCAGGCUACAUCAACCUGGCUGUCCAGUACUGUGUCCUGUCAGAGCCCCUCGGGCCACAGCGCUUCAUGGUGAGUGACCGGUCAGCACAGAAACCCAUGGUGUAA
Coregonus sp. 'balchen' is the source of this 40023-nucleotide messenger RNA. NCBI's taxonomy places the organism in Eukaryota, Metazoa, Chordata, Actinopteri, Salmoniformes, Salmonidae. The record is from the annotation of a GenBank genome assembly.